AUGAAACUUAAACUCAACUUCUGCCUGUCGACUUUCUCGGUCCUCAUCCUCUUAUCCUUCUCCACACAAGCAUUUGCUGCAAAUCAAGCAAAAACGAAAACGGCGGUCGUCACCACAACCACCCCGUCGAAAAACUUGAAAAAUUCCACAUCAGAACAAGUCGAAGGAAGUGCAAACAUCCCUGGCAGGUUAGCAGAUAUCGAAGUCAAUGGAUCCGGCUACCCAACUGAUGAUGAGGACGGCGAUGAUGUUCAUGGAUCAGGAAAGCCGCCAUCUUCGCCCGUCAGCACUACAAAAUCGGACGUGAAGCCUACCUCUCCAAGCAAUAUUGUUGUGACAACGAAGCAGCCGACAACGAUAUCAACUACUACAGCGAGCUUCAAGCCUCCUGUUCAACCAAAACCUAAGCCUGCGGCUAACGACAAGGAGAUCAAGGUCGAGGAUGACGAGGACGAUGAUGAAGACGAUGAUGAGGACGACGAUGAGGAUGAUGAAGAUUUCGCUGAUGAAAAUGUUCAUAAUGAUGAUGACUUCUUCACUACCUCCACCACAACUCAUCGACCCGUAGCCGUUGUCACGACAACAACACCAAGGUCACAUGUGGCACAAUCGACGAAACCACCACGCCAACAGCCGCCACUGGUCACGUCAACCAUCUCAUCUGGUCCAUUCUCGCCAUUCCAUGAGACCAUGACAAAUGGCUUCUAUGCAGCAAUCGCCGGUGGAGUCCUUGUCGCCGUUAUCACUGCAAUCCUACUCGUACUAUUCGUGGUUUUCCGAAUCCGGAAAAAAGAUGAAGGGUCAUAUGCGUUAGACGAGCCGAAGCAAGCAAGACCAUAUGCCACGUAUGCCUAUACCAAAGCAUCAACAAAGGAAUUUUACGCGUAA
Molecule: messenger RNA, 888 nt
Organism: Caenorhabditis remanei
Lineage: Eukaryota; Metazoa; Nematoda; Chromadorea; Rhabditida; Rhabditidae
Exons: 6
Coding region: 1-888 (295 amino acids)
Biological process (GO): cell migration
Cellular component (GO): membrane; cell surface
Source: RefSeq, a predicted model, not a curated record